This is a messenger RNA of Saprolegnia parasitica CBS 223.65, 1174 nucleotides long. RefSeq names its product methionyl-tRNA formyltransferase. NCBI's taxonomy places the organism in Eukaryota, Oomycota, Saprolegniomycetes, Saprolegniales, Saprolegniaceae. Gene Ontology annotation, molecular function: methionyl-tRNA formyltransferase activity. The coding region runs from base 21 to 1106 and encodes 361 amino acids. Gene Ontology annotation, biological process: biosynthetic process; conversion of methionyl-tRNA to N-formyl-methionyl-tRNA. The transcript has 11 exons. The record is from RefSeq and is a predicted model, not a curated record.
GCACCAUUCGAAGCUACACGAUGCUGAAGCAACUGCGCCGAGGGCUCCUGCCGGGCCGCCGCCACGUCUUCGCCCAUGGCGAGCGGUCCAUCUCGGGUCUGCGAGUGCUCUUCUUUGGCACGGACAACGUGUCGCUACCGACGCUUGAGCUGCUGCAUGCGCACAUGCAGUCGACGAGUGAUGCGCCGCCGCUCGUGCGCGAGAUCGAGGUCAUCUGCCCACCGGACCGCAAGAUGGCGCGGAAGCGAACGAAAGCGCCCGUGCCCGUCAAGCAGUUUGCACUUGAAAACAACUUGGCCGUGCACCACAUUCCCGACGGCGUGAAGAGCUUGAAGGACUGGACGAUGCCGGUGACCAAGGACUUUGACGUUGGCGUCGUCGUCUCGUUCGGUUACUUUCUCCAUCCGCACAUGCUCGAGCACGUCAAGCACGGCGCCAUCAACAUGCACCCGUCGCUGUUGCCCAAGUAUCGCGGCCCGGCGCCGAUUCCGCGCACGCUCUGGCAUGGCGACGCGGUCACAGGCGUCUCGGUCAUCGAGAUCGAUCCCACGGCCUUUGACGUUGGACGCAUUCUGGACCAAACCACCAUGGACGUUCCGCCAGCGUCGACCUUCCACAGCCUAUCGGACGUCUUGGCGCGGGCGGGUGCACAGCGCGUCAUCGCAACCCUCCGUGACUUGCCGGCCAAGAAGGCGUCGGCCAUCGUGCAGGACGAAGCGCUGGCGACAAAAGCACCCAAAAUGAAGCGCGAGCACGGGCUUGUGGCGUGGACCGAGACGGCGCAGCGGCUCUACUGCAUGUGGCAGGCGGUCGGCGAGACCUUUGGCGUCCUCGCGUCGUUCCAAGGCGUGCCCGUCAAGCUGCUCGAGAUGCGUCUGCCGACUCUGGACGACCGGGCGUCCCUUGCUGCGGUCGAGACGUUUUCGUUGCCGACGGGGGCGUGCUACUUUGACAAAGGUCUCCAGGCGCUCGUCGUCAAGUGCGUCGACGACGUGGUCCUUGUGACCAAGCUCCAGGCCGAGAACCGCAACCCGGGCCGCGCGAUCGAUUUCGCCAACGGGCACCGCAUGAAGCCGCGCGCGGUGCAUAGCUUUGACCUGCCCUAGUCUCGGUGCUGCUUGCCUCUCAAGAUGACACCACCAACCUCCCAUGUGAUCAUAUAUCAACACACACA